AUGGGGCAGCUCCUUGGGGACAUCUGGGGACACCUCUCUGGGGACCCCCCCUCUGGGGACCCCUUUGGGGACCCCCUUGGGGACAUCUGGUGGCACUUCCCUGGUGCCCCCCCCCUUGGGGACAUCCCUGGGGACCCUUUUGGGGCCAUCCCUGGUGUCCCCCCCUCUGGUGACCCUUUUGGGGACCCCCCGGUGUCCCCCCUUGGGGUGGUGGCCUCGGGGUUGUCCCCAAGGGUGUCCCCAAGCUCCAAGGCCACCCCCUGGGGACCUUCUGUUGGUGCCACCACCGAGGGUGACACGACCUUGGGGACGGUGACACCCGGGAAGGGGGACCCUGGGGGGUGUCCCCAAGGAACCCCCAGGGGAAACCCCCCCCUCGGGGACAUCCCUGGGGACAUCCCAGGUGCCACCACCUCUGUCCAAGGUGCCCAGUGUGACAAAGGGGACAUUUCUGGUGUCCCCAAGGGCGUCCCUUGUCCCCCAGGUGCCACCUCUGGUGUCAACAGGGACGUCCCUUGUCCCCCAGGUGCCACCUCUGGUGUCAACAGGGACGUCCCUUGUCCCCCAGGUGCCACCUCUGGUGUCAACAGGGACGUCCCUUGUCCCCCAGGUGCCACCUCUGGUGUCAACAGGGACGUCCCUUGUCCCCCAGGUGCCACCUCUGGUGUCAACAGGGACGUCCCUUGUCCCCCAGGUGCCACCUCUGGUGUCAACAGGGACGUCCCUUGUCCCCCAGGUGCCACCUCUGGUGUCAACAGGGACGUCCCUUGUCCCCCAGGUGCCACCUCUGGUGUCAACAGGGACGUCCCUUGUCCCCCAGGUGCCACCUCUGGUGUCAACAGGGACGUCCCUUGUCCCCCAG
Molecule: messenger RNA, 862 nt
Organism: Chaetura pelagica (chimney swift)
Lineage: Eukaryota; Metazoa; Chordata; Aves; Apodiformes; Apodidae
Product: basic proline-rich protein-like
Exons: 1
Source: RefSeq, a predicted model, not a curated record